CAAGCCAUGGGCAUCGCCGACUGCAUACUCUUGGCCGUCGCCCCGAUUGGCGCAAUCACCACUGUCGUGAGCGCUAUCCGAGUGGCCGGCCCGGCAUGGCUGAAGUCGUUUAUUGGAAGAGCCAGAGAAAAUCUCUCAGCAGCAGAGAUCGAUGUCAUGUCAUCCACGUCCAAGGAGGCAUGCGAGCUUUGGAACGGUCACAGCGUCGUCAGAUGUCCGGGAUCGGCCGAUAUAUAUCAGUUCAUCUGCCUUCUGCCAAACGGGAGUAAUCCCGACUCUUUAUCUCAAAAGGACGUUCAUAUUCGGUAUGAGAAACUGGAGGAAGUAGAGAAUAAAAUGAUUCUCCAGAAGAUCGAAACUGCUGGUCCAAGAUAUGCUUGGAGAUCGUUUAAAAAAAUUCUAGCACGGUUUUCGAAUAACAUAAAGCGUAGCUGCGGAAAGCUGCUGCGUUCUUCCGCUUCAUCUUCCCAUAAUCGACCACGGAUAAAAAGAGAACAAACUAUGUCGUCCUUCGAGACGGAUCUAGAAUCCGGAGGUCAGCAAAAUGAAUCCAGCACCAGCACUCAAAUAGAGGUCAUUGCACCUGAAAGCACAAAGAACCCCACCGUGAUCAGCGGUGUUCCUGUGAUUCGAAAAAGAGACACUGCCAAGACCGAUUCUAGCAAGACGACCUCGGGAAAGACUGACUCUGGAAAGACUGAUACCGGCACCACAUAUUCCGGGCUUUCGCAAUCUGACAAGACAGACAAGAAGGAAAUGAUUGUUGUUGUUGAAUCUGAUGAGAGCGCACCGAACCUUCUCCUCAAUUGCCACGAUAGAGUCGAACGAGGCGAAAUCUAUCUUGCAGCCUCUAUCGGCGUGAUACUACAACUUGGUGCCCUUGUAUAUUUUGGUUUCAUCACCUAUCAUCAGCCUAUCAAGGGCAAAUUCCUGAAGGAUGGCAAGAGAGUCGUCGACUAUGCUUUUCCAUGUGCCGCUGGAGGAACCCUUCUCUUGGUGCUCGGUCUUUUUAUGUGCGCGUGGGUCGUUGAAAAGAGCACAGCAGAGACGUGUUAUAAAGCGGAUAAACAUCAGAUUUUUAUCGUAUGGUUGCAAAAGCAUCAUACUGUGGCCGAGCAAGUCUUUAGGCCAUUUGCAAUCUACCCAACUAGGAAACGAAAAUAUAUCACAAUGUCCCGCCGAAAUAUCAGGGAAAACGUGCAAGAGAAUCCCACCGCGGGCCAUAGCGAGAAGGAUGUCGAAGAUACAAAGGAGAAGGACGAACAGACUCGGGAAAGAAUUUUGGAGAAUGUAACAUUUACCGGUGCUCUCAUUUCGCUCGUUGGAUUCAUUGGACAAUUUAUUGGAAUGAGAGGACUAAAUUGGACAGCAUCAGUCUUACAACUUGGCAUUACAAUUGUGGUGACAAUUAUAAGGGUCAUUGUUCGACGUGGGCUCGGAAAAUCUCCGAUUCGCACGCGCUUGAAGUCAAAAUCCGAGUUGGAUUGGUUUGCUCUGAGCUUUGGAGAUAUAAAAUCAGCUCCCUGGGCGAUAUUUGGCGAUAUUCCUGGCAAAGGGACGGAAAAUGAUGCUUCGAAAGAGGACAACUCUCCCAGGUGGCGUGUCCGCACCGGAGACAAGCAGACAUAUCCCUCUUUGAAGCUGGUCGAUGAUAAUAGCCGACAGAUUGAGAAAACAUCAAUGGCACAUAAGAUGAUGGUGGCGCGACAAGAACUAAGAAAGCUUUCCAAGUGGAAAAGUCCGGUCCGUGAAGAGGCUGCCUGUUUAACAUCUGCAAUUGAAGCCAUUGCUCAAACAUUUCUGGAAGAAUUGCCGGAAGAAAAUCAUGUGUGGAGCAUUCCAGCAAUUUAUAGCGGGUUACGAGAUGAAAGAGACGAACAUGUCGAUAUAGAACUUGUGAAGAACAAAGACAUGAAGUGGCAAGUCAAAGAUGGAAGCGAGAGGAUCGAAGCCAUUCUCUCGCUAUGGUUGUACUCGAAUUCACCUACGAAACUUUCUGGUGGUUAUCAGCCUCACCAGCUGCGGCUGUAUGGAUCAAGUGAGCAUCAGAAGCGCUUGUCCCGAGAUCUUCAUUGGUGGAUGCCAGAAGUCAUCGCGGAGAUGUCUACACAAACAAAAGCUGAGGUAGAUGAGAAGAAAAAGACCGGCACGACAGUGGUGGGGUUCACUUCAGAAGGACCACCCGAUAAGUCUACAGACGAAGACGGAGCAGAUACGGAGUAUCUUGUUCUUGAGUGCCAAGAAAAACAAGAAAGGCUUUUCUCUAAGGACUUGCUAUUCUCCUUCUUACGCGCAGUCGCAAAGAUGCCUGAAGUCACCAUCUCAAGCGCGUCGAGCAUACAGCAGAUGAACUAUAGCAAGAUGACAGAGGACUGGAAAGAACUGAAAAUUAAAAACGACACCAUUUCCAACUUGGCCAGGAAGCUGGAGAAGAUCGGAUUCGGGACGCUAUCGGAUAUAUACUUCGAUCUUAUUGUACCCUUAAGCCUCGAGCAGAAACUUAGCAACAUCAAGAAUGUCAUCGACGACGCUACAAAGCAAGCACAAAGGUAUGAACGAACAUGCCAAUGGAAAAAAUUAGUUGAUAGCUGUACUUCCCUUCUCGAUUUGGCUAUACAAUUUGAUCUAGCAAAGGAAUCGUCUGGUCCAUUGGCCAUAGCUGUGUGUCUAGGGUUCCUCAGCAGGCUGCGUCAUGAAUCUGUGCUUCAAAAGGCGGAAGGGAGAGAGGAAGAGGAACUUACCAAGCAAUUGAACAUUCUAACGACAAAAUUGAAGGACGACAGAUUCACAAAGCAAGCUAAUAUCUCAAUACCGACGAGGCAGCUAAUGAAGGAAUGGCACUAUGCUAUGCCCUUUAAUACAAUAAUCGGUCCUGCAGCAGACAACAUGAGAUCAUUACCAGAGAGUUUCCAAAUCACGGCUGAUCACCAACAGUUCAUGCAAGAAGUCGAGUCGGAGAAAACUCUAUAUUUCUGGGACUUUGAAAAGCUCGAAAAGACAGACGCCUUCGGCUGGUCGCCGCUUCAUUAUGCUGCCAACUUACAAGCUGACAAUAUGCGCAUAGUUUUCCGUAAGGAAAAAGAAGCUCUCAACCUUCGAGACUUUAUGGGAUGGACGCCGUUGCAGCAUGCUUGUCUUGUGGGCAACGAGAAAAUAGUGGACAUCCUACUUGAUCGCGAUGCUCCAAUUGAGAUUGCCGGAUAUGAUGGAAUCACACCAAUGCAUUGUGCUGUUCGGAGUGGAAAUGCCGAUAUUCUGCAAAUGCUGGUUGAUAAGGUCAAAUCAGGGCGCCAAAAGUAUACUGGAAAGGGCGUGGUCCACGUGGAUCGCAACGAGAGGCAUCCAAUUCACUGGGCUGCGGUCAGGGGAGACGUGGACUCAGUCUGGCUACUAAAGGAUGACAUUAGCCUCAAGGAUCGAUUUGGUUGGACCUGCCUUCACCUGGCCGCGAUUUAUGGCCACGAGGAGUUACUCACAUGCAUCAUUGAAGAUUGCGGAGCAGAUAUCAAUAUCGGCGAUAAUGAUUCCCGUACGCCUCUGCAUCUCGCAAUCGAAAACAAGUCUCUGCCAGCUAUCCCUUUGUUGAUCAACGCUGGCGCGGACGUCAAUGCCAAAUCAAAGGAUGGCUCAACUCCGCUUCACAUAGCAGUUAAACAGGUGGAAACUGUACAGCUACUUCUAGAAAAUGGUGCCGAUAAGGAAGCAACCGAUCUAGAAGGACGCACGCCACUCUAUCAAGCCCUGGCAGAUGGUACAAUUGAAAUCGCUACACUUUUAGUGGACAAGGGUGCAAACGUUACGACUGCGGCAAAGGAUGGGAGAACACCACUACAUAUGGCGCUUAGUCUUGGGACAAAAGGAUUCAGCAUUGCAAAGAGACUUCUUCAAUCUGAUUCAGCUACAGCCACUUCUUAUGCUCAGGCUAAAGCCAAAGACGAAGCAACUCCACUUCAUAUAGCAGCAGAGCAUGGCCCAUCCGAAGCUAUAGAGCUGCUACGUGGACUUGGAGCUGAUGUUAACGCACUGGACGAUUUCGGACAAACGCCAUUGCUCAUAUCAAUCUACAAGAAGAAAUGGGAUAUCGCUGAACUGCUGAUCAAAGGUGGUGCCGAUGUCUAUGCUGACAAAAGAGAGGGAUACGCGCCCCUACUUGGUGCGGUUGCAGGAGGAAGCGAUAGAAUUGUACAACUACUGUUGAAAGCCAAGGUCAACGUUGAUGCCGUCGACGAAGAUGGAUAUUCACCAUUGCAUCUUGCGGUCUCCCAACAUGAACUCAAUAUCCUUCAACAGUUGUUAAAAGUGGGCGCGAAAAUCGAUGCUGUUAGUGAGGCUGGUAACCAAACGCCAUUACACAUUGCUGUUCGCAACAAGUACAGGGAUAUUGUAAAGAUCUUACUCGAUAAGGGAGCCAGCACCACUUUAUACAACUCGCUUGACUUCUCGCCGCUACAACACUCGUUGUAUAUCGGUAACCUUGAGCUUGUACAAGACUUUGUUGCACAUGACAAGAAAGCAAGCGUGAAAGCGGUGUUACAAAAGGGAAAAGACGGUAAUACUCCAAUGCACACCUUGUGUCAAUGGACCUAUUACGAGAGCGAUGAAGAAACCAUGCUCAAAAUGCUCGAUGAACUUUUAAGCAUUAGCCCGGAGAUUGACAUCAACGCCAAGAAUGAUGAGCAACUGACUCCGUUAGAUUUGGCAGUUAUUAGAGCGGGGGAUUAUCGCAAUUUCGUAUGCACGUUGGUGAGAAGGGGAGCCACGUCAGGUUCGGAAGAAACAUCAAGAGAGUUUUUAACAUGGAAGAAGGAUAUGGGUAUUAGCGAUGAGAUGCUUGGAUAA
Messenger RNA from Trichoderma harzianum CBS 226.95, 4839 nucleotides. RefSeq lists its product as hypothetical. The transcript is spliced from 2 exons. Gene Ontology annotation, molecular function: RNA nuclease activity; protein binding; RNA binding. The record is from RefSeq and is a predicted model, not a curated record. Lineage: Eukaryota; Fungi; Ascomycota; Sordariomycetes; Hypocreales; Hypocreaceae. Bases 7 to 4839 code for a protein of 1610 amino acids. Gene Ontology annotation, biological process: RNA processing.